AUGCUUGUUUAUGCUAGCAAAGGGCCCAUACUCGCGAGCGGCCGACCCCAGCUACAGGCCACGCUGCUUGCGCCACGAGUGACGGAGCCAUUCACGGGGCUCUGGCGCAGCGCACGGCGGGGCGACGGGUUCGGCGCGGCCGUGGCGGGCGUGACCAUCCUGUCCAAGUUUGCGCCCAUCGCGCUGGCCUACAUUCCUUUCCGGUCGACACUGACGUGGCGUGCGCACCAGGUGUGCGCGUGGUCCUCGGUUGCCACGCUGCUGCUCAUGAUCGCCCUCCUUGGUAUCUCGCUGGCCAAGUUUAUUGUUGUUGGUGGUGGUGGUGGCGGCGGCGGUGGUGGCUGGAGAAAGAACGGAAGCAGCGCCAUGCCCUCGCUAGCCGACAGGCUCUUGUCGUCAGUUCUUCCUAGCGGCCGCCUCCACCGCCCCAAGGUCGCCAUCAUCGGCGCAGGCAUCACGGGAGGGUCAACAACACGUCAAGCCUCUAAAUCCAUUAUAAUGUACCGCUUCCACCCGUCGGUGAAAUGGGACGAGGCGUACCCGAACCGGCAGCGCAUAGUCGAGCAGGUCCGAGACCUGUGGGAGCGCUACGGCCUGCGAUCCAAGACCAAGUUCAACACCAGGGUCGACGAGGUCUACCAGGACGACCGCGGUCGCUGGAUCGUCAACAACACGACCAACGGCCACUUCGAGGGCAUCAUCGCCGCCAUCGGCACCUGCGGCGAGCCCAAGAUGCCGCAGCUGCCCGGCCUGGCCGACUACAAGGGCCCGGUCUACCACUCGAGCGACCUGACGGGCAAGCCAGCCAAGGGCAAGACCAUGGUCGUCAUCGGCGGCGGCGCGAGCGCGGGCGCCAGCAAGGUCAAGAUCCUCGCCCGCAGCGACAAGUGGAUCAUCCCGCGCAACACGCUGUGCAACAUCCUGCUGUCGCUCAACGUCUUCGGCCAGGAGACGGCGCUCAGCUGGAUCCCCGAGGCGCUGCUGCGCCGGCUCUUCUACCGCGACCUGGCCCCCGCGACAAGCGGCAUCUUCACCGACACGCCCAUGGUCAACUCGGACGUCAUGGACAAGCUGCGCAGCGGCUCGGCCGCGUGGAUCAAGUGCGAUAUUGAGCGCUUCACGGCCAAGGGCGUGCUGGCGCGGCGGCGCAGCAAAGACGAAAGGGAAGAAGAGAUCGCCGCCGACAUGGUGGCGCCGUACGCGCCGCCCAACUGGUACCUGCAGACGUUCCCGCCACGGCACCCGUCCGUGUCGUUGAUCAACUGCACGUACCGCAGCGCCAUCGGCACCGUCGGCAACUGGCACGUGGGCAUCUACACGCGGCUGCUGCUCAUGUUCCUGGUCAACCCGCUGACGCGGCCUAGCCCCUUCUGGAUGUGCCGCUGGAUCGACAUGACGCGCCUGCUCAAGCGCUCGUCGCCUCUCGUGUUGUGGCUUGUCUUCUGCGUCGCCUUCAACCCCUUCCGCUGGAAGUGGGCGCUCUUUGUCUUCCUGGGCACCGAAUACGCCCUGCCGGCCAGAGUCGUCGAGGCCGAGGACAAGAUGCGCUUAGAGGUCGGUAUAAAUGGCUAUGCGGACGCGGACGCGGACGCGGACGUGGGCCUUGGGUUCUGA
Molecule: messenger RNA, 1614 nt
Organism: Lasiosphaeria miniovina
Lineage: Eukaryota; Fungi; Ascomycota; Sordariomycetes; Sordariales; Lasiosphaeriaceae
Exons: 6
Coding region: 1-1614 (537 amino acids)
Source: RefSeq, a predicted model, not a curated record